AUGAGAAUAUUAAAAAGAAACCUUGCAUCGCCAACAGUCAUUCUCCUAAUGGCACAGACGCUCUCAAUAAUCAUUGCAGUAGUCUCUGCAGAACGAGCCUAUCCGUUGGGAUGUUCGCAACAAGAUCGCACCUACUACGACUUUGAAAACUAUCCCUUUCCUCCACCCGAUUUCCCCAUCAAGACGACUGAUGAUUACAUGCUCACUCGUCGUUUGGGAUCUGGAAAAUUCAGUGAUGUCUUUGAAGCAGUCGACGUCCAAUUGGAAACGAAAUUAUUGUCUCCCAAAGGAGGCGGUCCUGCCACGACGAUUGAUCCACGGACCUUGGUGGUAUUAAAGUGUUUGAAACCAGUGGCUGAACGCAAGAUCAAGCGCGAAUUGCUCGUCUUGAGUCAUGUAUCCCAAUUGCCAAACUUGGCUCGCAUCUUGGGGGUGGUCAUUCCUGCCAGUUACAACCAUGUCGAUUUCAAAUACCGCGUCCAAGAAAUGCCCAGUCUGGUACUCGAGCAUGCAGGAUGCAAUUCGCAAUGGUUCUGUCACUCUAAGGAUCAUUUUCUGCCAGAAUAUGAGAUUCAAUACUUUUUGUGUCAUUUGUUGGUAGCCCUGGAUCAUUUGCACAGCAAGGGAAUCAUGCAUCGGGACGUCAAGCCUCGAAACGUUUUGAUUGAUCGGACCAAUUGGACGCUCAUGCUCAUUGAUUUGGGGUUGGCCGACUUUUAUUUGCCCGAUACGAAAUACAACGUGCGGGUGGCGUCGAGACAUUACAAAUCGCCCGAAUUGUUACUGGGAUAUGAGUUGUAUGAUUAUGCAUUGGAUUUGUGGGGAGUGGGUUGCAUUCUGGCAGGAUUGUUGUUGCGGAGGGAGCCCUUCUUUCGAGGAAAGGACAAUUUGGACCAAUUAGGGACCAUUGUAGCUGUCUUGGGAACUGCCGAUUUGCAUCUUUACAUGAAGCGAUACAAAAUUCCCAUGACACCGGAGAUUCGGGAGAUCAUUGCCAAGUACACGCUACAAGAGGGUGGCACCAAGAAGGAGUGGAGCAGUUUUGUGACGACGCGACCAAACAACAACGAUGAGAAUAAUAAUGGAAACAAAGAACAACAGGUACCAAUACCCAUGCCCAGCAAGAGUGGAUUGGAUUUGUUGUCCAAGUUGCUAGUGUAUGACCAUCAACAACGAUUGACAGCCAAACAAGCCAUGAAGCAUCCCUUUUUUGAUCCGGUGCGAGAUCGAGUCGAACGAGAAGUCAAGGAAAAAAUGCGGUCGAAUCGUGCCAAGUGGAUCAUUGGUAAAGAAAAGAGUUAG
This is a messenger RNA of Cylindrotheca closterium, 1302 nucleotides long. Lineage: Eukaryota; Bacillariophyta; Bacillariophyceae; Bacillariales; Bacillariaceae. The record is from the annotation of a GenBank genome assembly.